This is a messenger RNA of Nyctereutes procyonoides (raccoon dog), 3365 nucleotides long. RefSeq names its product protein arginine methyltransferase 7 (gene PRMT7). The coding region runs from base 193 to 2325 and encodes 710 amino acids. Gene Ontology annotation, molecular function: protein-arginine N-methyltransferase activity. NCBI's taxonomy places the organism in Eukaryota, Metazoa, Chordata, Mammalia, Carnivora, Canidae. Gene Ontology annotation, biological process: peptidyl-arginine methylation. The transcript has 18 exons. The record is from RefSeq and is a predicted model, not a curated record.
GGGACUCGCUGCCGGCACGCUCGGCGGGCGCUGGGCGGUCCCGCCCCUUUUGCCAGCCGCGUCCAGGUGGAGGUGGCCGCGGAAGUGAACGCGACGGUUCCCGCGGAGGAUUUCUGACGAUUAGAUCUGUCCACAAGAAGUAAUCUGGCAAGGCUGCUUUUCUGUGCUAAAACUGAAGAGCUGACUGGCAUCAUGAAAGUCUUCUGCGGGCGGGCCAAUCCGACCACGGGAUCUGUGGAGUGGCUGGAGGAGGAUGAGCACUAUGAUUACCACCAGGAGAUUGCAAGAUCAUCCUAUGCUGAUAUGCUGCAUGACAAAGACAGAAAUUUAAAAUAUUAUCAAGGUAUCCGGGCUGCCGUGAGCAGGAUGAAGGCCAGAGGACAGAAGGCCUUGGUUCUUGACAUUGGCACUGGCACAGGACUCUUGUCAAUGAUGGCGGUCACGGCAGGGGCUGACUUCUGCUAUGCCAUUGAGGUUUUUAAGCCUAUGGCUGAUGCUGCUGUGAAGAUUGUAGAGAAAAAUGGCUUCAGUGAUAAAAUUAAGAUUAUCAACAAGCAUUCCACUGAGGUGACCGUAGGACCAGAUGGUGACAUGCCAUGCCGUGCCAAUAUCCUGAUCACGGAGCUGUUUGACACAGAACUGAUUGGAGAGGGAGCACUGCCCUCCUAUGAGCAUGCUCACAGACACCUUGUGCAGGAAAACUGUGAAGCAGUGCCUCACAGAGCAACUGUCUACGCUCAGCUGGUGGAGUCCAGGAGGAUGUGGUCAUGGAAUAGACUCUUUCCUGUCCAUGUCCAGACCAUCCAUGGAGAGCAGGUCAUAGUUCCCCCCUUGGAGCUGGAGAGGUGCCCUGGUGCACCCUCUGUCUAUGACAUUCAACUGAACCAGGUGUCAUCCACUGACUUCACCGUCCUCAGUGAUGUGCUUCCUAUGUUCAGUGUGGACUUUAGCAAGCAAGUCAGUAGCUCUGCAGCCUGCCACAGCCGGCAGUUUGAACCCCUGGCAUCUGGCCGAGCUCAGGUGGUUCUCUCCUGGUGGGAUAUUGAAAUGGACCCCGAGGGGAAGAUCAAGUGCACUAUGGCCCCCUUCUGGGCACACUCAGACCCAGAGGAGCUCCAGUGGCGGGACCACUGGAUGCAGUGUGUGUACUUCCUGCCACAAGAAGAGCCCGUUGUCCAAGGCUCAAGCCUCUUCCUGGUAGCCCACCACGAUGACUAUUGUGUAUGGUACAGCCUCCAGAGGACCAGUCCUGAAAAGAAUGGGGGUGUCUACCCAGCACGCCCUGUGUGCGACUGCCAAGCUCACCUGCUCUGGAACCGGCCUCGGUUUGGAGAGAUCAAUGAUCAGGACAGAACUGAUCAGUAUGUCCAGGCCCUGAGAACAAUGCUGAAGCCAGACAGUGUGUGCCUGUGCGUCAGUGAUGGCAGCCUGCUCUCCUUGCUGGCCCAUCACCUUGGGGCAGAGCAGGUACUGGACAUGCACCAUUCUGUCAGCUUCCUGAAGGUGUUUACAAUAGAGAGCUCAGCAGCUUCGCACAGACUGAUGAAAAAAAUUUUCAAGGCUAACCACCUGGAAGAUAAAAUUAACAUAAUAGAGAAACGGCCUGAGUUGUUAACAUCUGCAGACUUGGAAGGUAAAAAGGUAUCUCUUCUCCUGGGCGAGCCGUUCUUCACCACUAGCCUGCUGCCAUGGCACAACCUGUACUUCUGGUAUGUGCGGACUGCUGUGGACCAGCAUCUGGGACCUGGUGCAGUGGUGAUGCCCCAGGCUGCUUCGCUGUAUGCUGUGGUUGUGGAGUUCAGGGACCUGUGGCGGAUCCGGAGUCCCUGUGGUGACUGCGAAGGCUUUGAUGUGCACAUCAUGGAUGACAUGAUUAAGCGUGCCCUGGACUUCAGGGAGAGCAAGGAGGCCGAGCCCCACCCGCUGUGGGAGUACCCCUGCCGCAGCUUGUCUGAGCCUCAACACAUCCUGACCUUCGAUUUCCGGCAACUGGUCCCCCCGCACCCGCUCCGUGCUGAGGGCUCCAUCAACCUGAGGAGGCCUGGGAGGAGCCAUGGGGCCGUCCUGUGGAUGGAAUACCACCUGACUCCGGACAGCACUGUCAGCACCGGCCUCCUGAAGCCUGCCGAAGACAAGGGGGACUACUGUUGCUGGAACCCCCACUGCAAGCAGGCUGUGUACUUCUUCACCACACCAGACUGCAGAGUGUCGCUGGGUGGCUCCCGGACUGUCGGCUACACCGUGGAGUUCCACCCCCACACCGGAGACAUCACCAUGGAUUUCACCCUGGCUGAUGGGUGCCGACCCUCACCUGUUGAAAAAUAAAGUGGCCCCAGGGCUCUGGGCUCUGAAUGGCGUGGCUUUCUGGGAAGCAAGGUGAAGGCACCUCUCUUUUCAGGGCCGUUUGACCUCUGGGCCCUGAGGAACCUUCCCUUUUUGCAUUUUUGCACCACCAGCUCCUUGCUUCAGGUGUGAUGGGCAGCAUGAGCUGCUGACUGAAUUGGGAGCUGAGCGGGGGCCAGGGAGCCACCCUGCCAUGGUUCUGAAGUGAUCAGAAAACUUAAUGUGUCAGCGUCCCUCUGCUGUCCUGGAGUUGGCUGGGAUGGGCAGGUUGUGUGCUGCUCUCAGCCUCUCAGUGCUGUGGUGGGUUUGCUUCCCCUGUUGGAGCCAGCCCCGCCUAUCCUAAGGAACCUCUGGAUCCCUCCUGCUUGGCUCCAGCUAGAGGCAGAGAUGCAGAUUGUGGCUAGGCCCUGGGCUUGAAAGACCCUAGCAGGCACAUCCAUAAGCAUCUGGCUUCGGUGUGCAGCCUCAGCAGAUGACCAAGACUUGACACCUGCACAUCAGGCUGUUGCUCAGGGGAUAGGGAGGAGGUUGUCUCAGCAUUUCCUGAGAUGCAGACCCAGGAAACCAGCCAUCAGGAGGAGGAGCCAGGAGGUAAAGCCUUUUCCAGUGUGCCCCUAUUCUAGCAGAGGGACCUUCUGCCACCUUGAAGUGUGAGGCAGAUGGGUGCGGUCGGUGUAGCCACCCCACCCUAGCCUUGCUUGUGCCAGGGGGAAGGCUAGAGUCCUGAGGAGGCCCAGCCUUCUCCCACUGAAGAUGCCCUUUGCUCUUUAUUUCUGCUUCCCCAGAGAACAGGAGGUAGUAGGAUCCCAGGUGGCCUGGUUUUCUGGUGGUUUGGGGCAGACUUGGCCUGUUCCCAUGUGGGUGGGGGGCGAGGUGGGAAAUACGGGCCCCCCCGCAGCCUAGCCCCAGCUUGCCACUCAAAUAAGAGAACACCAGCCUUGAGCCUCACAGUUUUAUUUUCUUGUUAUCCAUCCUUCUGUUCAGCACCAAUAAAGGGAAAAAACACCUCUCUUUUCAAAAUA